CACACUGAUUGCUACUGUCAGUGGACCGUAGCAUUGCUGCUUGCCUGACCUGUGAGGCAGGAAACAAUAAAUCAUUAGAGCAGCCAAGACUCCCUGUUCUCUUUGGCAGUCGUGGUGAUUGGGAAGACUGGUCUGUUAGUAAAUGUGACCCUCUCUCAUCUCUGUUUUUGUCAGUCUUGAGACCCCUGUGUCCUUGAAGAGUGAUGUCUCUAUCGAUUUAGUCAAGGGCUCAGUUCAUCUCUAGUACAGGCAUUGAUUUGGUGUCAGUUAGGGGGCGUCAGUCUUCAAAAAUAAUGUGUUGGUACAGUUCCUGGUUCGUCCUGUCUCUUGCACCUGCCCAGACAAGCCGAGUCUGGGAGUCAGGUGGUCUUUGUGUUUUCAGUGGUCUGUGUGGUCUGUCCUUUGGACACGCUACACAGGGCAGCGCACUAAUAUUAGGACCUCCAGCUGUGUGAGCAGAGCAGCUCACGAGGUAGCAGCGUGUGUCGCCCGAAAAGAAUGAAACAAACACAAACAUAUUUCAGAACCUGGCUUUGUCUAAAGGUGCCAGGAAUGUGAUCCCGCGUUGGGAUUACGUGACGCACUAGCGCAUUAUGUUGCCAGGUGUUCAUCGCCAGGAUCAAGGUGUUUACGGCGUCAAAUUAUUGGUAUUCAGAGGAGGAGCUCCGUCAGUCUUCUGUAGAGGGCACAGGUGGCCCAGACUGUCAGACACAACCAGAGGGCAUGGGGUGCUGUUAGCGAGAUGGAAGUUGCCGGCAAUUAUUUAUAUUUGACCACUGUUGUGGUGGCAGUGCCGCAGAUGUAGCAUGUUUUGGUGCAUGUGAAUCUCUCUGUGUGUGAGCGCACGAUAUGAACGGUUGUAUUAAUCAGAGGAUAAAGAUUGCUUUGGCCUGUAGACCUUUGGGGAUCUUAGCCAUACUUGAAUAUGUAAGUUAAGUAGAGCAAAGUAUUCUCAGUGUUUUCUGACCACACAGAAGCAGCUGUCCAGAUGUCUGUCCACACGUUACGACCCCUGUUUCCACUUCCUCUCAGUCAUGGAGCCAACACCGUCUGAACCACCUCGCUCUUCCUCCCCUCACCUGUACGUUCUCUCGAAAGAAUCUCAGAACCAAGACCACACACCAGAGUUGUUCAGUUUUCAACAAGGUGCAUGCAGUGGUUGUGGUGUGAUGUUUUUAAGAUUGACGCUACUCUGAUGUUGACAGAAGACACUCAGAGGUAGAACGUGGGUGGUGAAGGUACAUUUUAUCACAGAUGAGUCAGCCGUGGGGUUUGUUAUUCCCUUUACAACUACUGAAGACUAAGCUAUGUGGUGUGGGGGUGGUGACUAAAGAAGUCCCACAUUGUAUUUUAACGUUGACAUUGCUGUAACAGUCGACUGAGCAACUUAUAGCCAUAGUUCUGGAUAGCACCUUGUUAUGAUACAGAGAGACGAAAAGAAGACGUUUUCCAGGACGAUGAUAGUCAUAUUGUUUACGAAAUGUUUUAUGUGCACUUAGAUGUUUACUGUAGGUGAACAGGGGGUCUGAAGACCACCUGGUGAGGAAGACAAAAGUUGGCUCCUUCUGGAAGAGUCCACAGGUCCAUGGACCAGCGCCUCUUGUUUAGGACUGAGAUGGAAAACUUACGUUGAGCCUUACAAAGAGCUGAAGAAUAGCUCUCUGAGUAUUUGGAUGGACAUGAUUACAAUGUCCGUCUGUUAGAGCCUGAUGAAAAAGUCCCUGGUUUUUGUGAACAGAUGAGGAAUAUUUCAAACCGGUAACAUAAAAUUCCACUUUAAACAUUUAUACUAGAGUGUUCUUUGCUCAGACGCACAGCACCUGGCAUAGGAGUCACCCCUAAAAUGAUGUCACUUUUACUCACACCUUUCUCCCCAUUAGGCUGUUUGUGUGCAUUUUGGACUGUUUGCUUGUUCUUAUUCUUUGACUGUUCUCAUUUUUUACGAGGUGCAAGGUCAUGCUUGUUUGGUCAAAACAGGACUGCUAUUAAUUCUGUCUCACAGGUUCAGUGUUCCACUUGCUUUUUGUAACAGUUUUCUCAUAAAACUGUCUCUCUCUCUCUACAAAAACAUCCUCGUCCAUCUAUGCUUCACGCUGCAACCGUCAACUUGUCAACUCUCUAUAUUUUUGGAGCAUCGCGCGUUGGUCUACAUGAGCGUGUGUGUUUUGCAAAAGAUAAGUGAGUGCGAAGGACUGUGCACACGUGUGUGUGCGCACGUGUGUGUGUUGCGUUUGUAUUUGUGUGUGUGAGAUCACCCAUCCCUUCUCCCGCUUUCUGUAAACAGUACAGUAAGUACGGAAGACGCCAGGCAGGCAUUGGGAGAGUGUUUGCUCUGGGCAACAUCCUCAGCUUCGCUCCCUUGGGCAGGAAUUUAUUUCUCAACAUCCAGUCUCUCUCUGGCCUCGGCCUUCUCAUAGUUCACCCUGGUCUUCUACGUCUGUCUGUCUCCAAACCAGCCAUACAUUUUACUGUGGUGACUGUAAUUCGCCUUGUGCGCUGAGGUAAUGUGACCAUGUGACCUACACAAGCAUUGGGUGGGGUUUAGAAGAGGGGUUCAGGGAGGUUGUUAGGAGGCAAAAGGGAAUUCUGGGAAAUGGGAUUUGAUCUAUCAGGAUGAAAAGUGGGGGCAGAGGAGUUUGGAUGGGCAACCAACAAGUUUAACCCUGUAUACCCUCUCAAAAGGUAGUUUAUGGAAUGAGGAUAAUUUUCAAGAGGUUGAAAAUUCAUGAUUGACUUAAUGUAAAUGCCAACAAAGGAAAUAAUUGUAUUGCAAUGUAUCACUUUGAUACAUUGUAUGAUAACGUAUCACUAUGACAACUACGACGAGAAUAUAUUUUGGCAACGCACCUCAAAUGCCUAUAAACCUUUCCCAUCUAGGCAAUGUUAACCGCUGUCUAUAGUUACAAUGGCUCUCUGUUUCUUUGCCCAUACCUUGCCAUGAUGUCAUCCAUGUGUUCUUGCAUCAAAGAGAUGGUUCAAGUCAUGUCCUCAACACACAUUUAUAACAGAUCAGUGUAAAUAGACAUCUUCUUCCUUCUUCUUGAUCAGCCGCUUGUGUGUGUGUGUGUGUGUGUGUGUGUGCGUGUGUGCGUGUGUGUGCGUGUGUGUGUGCGUGUGUAAGAGAGAGAAAGAGAGAGAGAGGUAAAAAAGUUGAGUCUGACUGUCUGCAGAUGUGGAGGUUGCCUUGAUUCAGUGAUGCCCAAUUGCAUGGUGGAGGGCAGAUCAGGGGGAGGGAAUCAGCGAGAGAAGCAUAUAAAAGACCAGGACAAACACUGGGGCUGUCUAGUUGUGCUGUAUCCCUAUCCAGCACGCCAGUCUUCCCCUUCCUGUCUCUUUCUGUCUCUUUUCUUGUCUGUUUGUCUGUCUGUCUGUUCAUCUUUCUGUCUUUCCUCGGACCAGGUCUUCCCAUCAUGCUGGUACGAGCCUUCCUUCAGACUUCGCUGGUCCUUUGGCUGGCACAGAACACUCUGCAAGGAGGAGUGAAACCUGGUGCAGGCAUGGGAAGAAUGAUGCCAGGAAGGGGUGCCAGUCUAGGCCCAGGGGCAGGGAUGGGAGGGGGCAGAGCUGGAGGGACGGGCUCUCUGGGGAUGCAAGGAGGGCGAGGUUACGGUGCCAAACCUGGGAAAACUGGUGGAGGUCGUUAUCCAGGAGCUCAGCUUGGUGGAGCGGGCUACAGAGGCCCAGUGGGAAGAGGAGGAGUGAAGCCAGGAUAUGGGCCCCAGGGAGGUGCAGGUGGUGGUGCCAGUCUUGGAGCCGGGAUGGGAGCAAGCUUGGGGAUGGGAGCGGGGAUGGGGAACGGACUGGGAAUGGGCCUGGGUACUCAGGGAGGGAAACGUGGAGGGUAUGGAGGCUAUGGAACACAGCCAGGAUACGGGGCUGGAGUGGGACCAGGAGCGGGUGCCAGACCUGGUGCUGGAGGUGGGUACUCCGCUGGGCAGGGGGCAAAGGCACCUAAACCGGGCAAUGGUGCAGGAGCUGGUGGAACCAAUGGACAGGGUGCUAGAUCCAACGGCUAUGGUGGAGCUGCUGGUGGGCCUACUGGACAGGGCGUUAAACCACCCAAAUCUGGUGUGUCUGCGGCAGAUUUAGGAGUUCCUGGGAAAGGCAAUGAGGGCAGACGUGUUCAGACACAGGAUUUAAAAGGAGCGAAAACCCAAGGAGCUCUCAAAGAAGGUUCCAGCAGCUUUGGACCUGCAGUGCCAGACACCAACGGGGCCAAAGGGGGCCUUGGAUCACCUGUUGCUUUUUCACCACAGACUGGACAGGGUCUGGGACCGGCAGCCCCACUCGGAAAGGAGUCCAAAAGUGUCAGUCCCGGAGUUCAGCAGUCAUCCCAAAAGGUCAUGGGUUUUAGUACUUCGGUUGUAGUCGAGAUGGGAGUCAGGAGCCUGGGCCCCCAGGGCUCAGCUGAGAAAGGGGGGGUUCGUCUCAGUCCGUUGGCUCAACCAGCACAAAGAGCCCAAAACAGUGAACCCCAAACCCCAGAUGGUCAGGGAAGCAAAGGUCUAGGUUCUGUCGCUCAUGAUGGGCGGGGCUCUAAAGAUGAUGUCACUGUUGGACAAGGCGCAAAAACUCUUACCCCUGUGGAGCAAGAUCUCACAGGAUUUAGAGUGAGCGAGUCCACAUUGCUUGCUGGGAAGAGCAUCCAGUCGAAUAAUAAGGGAUACGGUCCAGGAGCUGGGGUAUCCACUGGAGCUGGUGUUAAGAAUGGAUAUGGACCAGCAGCUGGGGGCUCCAAUGAUCAGGGAGCUAGAGGAGCUGGUCAGACAAAUGGAGGUGGUGCAACAACUGGGUACGGUCCAGGCGCUGGUUUGGGAUCUCCUAAUGGUCAGGGGGCCAAAAGCAAUGGCUAUGGACCAGGAAAUGGAGGUCCCUCAGGUGCUAAAAGCAAUGGAAAUGGUGCUGGAGCAGGAGGUCCCAAUGGUCAGGGUGUUAAAGGCAAUGGGUACGGUCCAGGCGCUGUUUUGGGAUCUCCUAAUGGUCAGGGGGCCAAAAGCAAUGGAUUCGCCAGCCCAGGCGCUCAGAACGGUGCAGGAGCUGGAGGUCCCAGUGAUAAGGGAGUCAAAAGCAACGGCUACGGUGGCGGGGCUGGGAACUAUCCAGGCAACGCUGGCCUUGCUAAUGGAUACGGAGCAGGUCUUGGACAAGGUGGCUACCCACAGGGUGGAGCAGGGGGAUAUCCACAGGGUGGAGCAGGGGGAUAUCCACAGGGUGGAGCAGGGGGAUAUCCACAGGGUGGAGCAGGGGGAUAUCCACAGGGUGCCUACCCACAGGGUGGAGCAGGAAAAUCUACUGGUGCCAGUCUGGGACAGGGUGGCUACCCACAGGGGGGUUAUCCACAGGGUGGCUAUCCCCAGGGGGGUUAUCCACAGGGUGGAGCAGGAAAAUCUACUGGUGCCAGUCUGGGACAAGGGGGCUACCCACAGGGUGCAUACCCACAAGCAGGAUACCCACAGGGUGCAUACCCACAAGCAGGAUACCCACAGGGUGGAGCAGGAAAACCUACAGGCGAGGGCAAAGCGGGCGGGGCCAAAGCAGUGCCUGCAGGCUAUGGCAACGGCAACGGCUACGGCGCUGGCGGCGCUGGUUACGGUGCGGGAAAUGCUUACCCAGUGUUGGCUGAUGGUGCUGGGCUUGGAGGCAAAGCAGGGAAGGGUGGAGGCCUUGGAGGCGGAGCCUAUAACGGACAGGGCCAGGGGCUGUCUGGGAAAUACGGGGGCGCUGGUCCAGCUGGUGCUCUGCCCUAUGGAGGACAGCCUGUGGUGCCCGCUGGCCUGGGGGCUGAUGGGAAAUCUGGAGGAUACGGCGGAGGGCCCUAUGGAGGAGUUCAACCCCUGGGUCUGGGCCCCGACACUGGCUUAGGGGCGCUGGGUGGAAGAAUGGAACCUGCAGGUGGCAAAUAUGGUGGAGGAGUAGGUCAGCUUCCGUACAAUGGUUCUCCAGUCAUUCCUGCUGGACUGGAUGGUGAUGGCGGCUACCCUUACGGGGCACAGCCUCUUAGCACGGGAGGUGACGGCAAAUCUGCCAGCAAAUAUGGGGACGGUGGGGUGGCACUGGGUUCAUAUGGACUGGAGACAGGUGGUGGUGGUGGGAAACCCAAAUGCAAAAAUGGAAAUGGCGGGGGCUAUGGCGGAGUGCAACCAGCAGGUUAUGGUGGACAGCUUGGUCAAGGUCAGGGUGCAUAUGGAGGGCAGGGCGGCAAAUAUGGAGGCGGACUAAAUGGAUUCUUUGGAAAUGGAUUGAAAGGUUAAUCUAGUCAUCCAGAGCAACUUUGAGUGAAUAUUUUUCCUGACCAUAAUGUAUUCAUUGUGAUGUUAUUUGUUUUGCUGUGUUGUAUUUUUGUCAUUCCAUGUUCAUUCUGUUUUUCCAUUGUUGUUUGGCUGUUUACAUGUUUGUGAUCUUUGUCUUUUCUAUUGUUGUUGCUGUUGAUGUUUGUUAUUUCUCUUGCAAAUACCCCCCUUCCUUCUUAUUUCUACAGAUUGUGUCACCCCUGUAUAUUUGUGUCUGUAUCAACACUAAAAGUCAACAGCUCCCAUAA
Messenger RNA from Hypomesus transpacificus, 6538 nucleotides. Its product is annotated as fibroin heavy chain. The transcript is spliced from 39 exons. Lineage: Eukaryota; Metazoa; Chordata; Actinopteri; Osmeriformes; Osmeridae. The coding region runs from base 3411 to 6251 and encodes 946 amino acids. The record is from RefSeq and is a predicted model, not a curated record.